Triplophysa rosa is the source of this 12837-nucleotide messenger RNA. RefSeq names its product zinc finger homeobox 3a (gene zfhx3a). The transcript has 9 exons. Gene Ontology annotation, molecular function: RNA polymerase II cis-regulatory region sequence-specific DNA binding; DNA-binding transcription factor activity, RNA polymerase II-specific; zinc ion binding. Gene Ontology annotation, cellular component: nucleus. Lineage: Eukaryota; Metazoa; Chordata; Actinopteri; Cypriniformes; Nemacheilidae. The record is from RefSeq and is a predicted model, not a curated record. Gene Ontology annotation, biological process: regulation of transcription by RNA polymerase II; regulation of neuron differentiation; brain development.
AUUCAAAAUGUUGUUCUUCUCAGCAUAACAACCGCUGUGCACUUGAAGAAACCUCUCUAAGAAAAUAAAUUCUCUCUGACAAGAUUACAGUUUGCAAUUUUUUUACAUGUACGUCUGUAACAGGCUACAAUAUCUUAUACACUUGCCAUUUAUACCUAACAUUCAGAAAAUAAAUCGACACUGCAUAUAGGCUAAAAUCAAACAUGCACUUCUCGCAGUGCAUGGCUCGAACCGAUUUCCAGGAAAGAAUCUGAUGUUUUUAUCAAGAUGUUUUUAAGAUUCGGGCAUUUAUAUUUGUAAUAAUAAUUCAUGAUGAUUAUAAUAGCAACAACAACAAUGCGUUUUCUUGCAUAAUGACUUUGUUAUUACUCUGUCCUCAUCAAAUGAAUAUCGAACAUUUUAUAAACACGAUUCUGUUGGCAUAUUAUCUCACCGAAACGUUCAGUUGUUAUCCUUUUUUAUUUAUUUUAAUGCUGUUUAUGUACAAAUAUCAAAUUGGCCUAUAGUCUAAUUCCAUCACUCCCCAGCCCCCCUCCUCCCUGCAUCCCUCCUCCCUCUCUCCCAUCCUGGAAUCUUAUUGAUCCAGGAGGAGCUAAUUAUCUCUUCCCCUCGUGACUGUGUAAUCAGCACAUGCGCAGUCUGUUAAUUCCAGCCAUUUUUUUGCAGGAAAGUAAUUAGCAGGAAUAAAGACCGGACUGGUUUUUUUCACUCUCUCCUCCUUCCUCGAACCGAGCCGAAGCGCGUCCGUCGUCUGCAUCGCAACCAAAAACAAAACCAUUUUAAAUGCUUUAAGAAACAGUGAAAUACCUCUUUUAACUUCACCACCAUGAUGUCUCGAGCAAAGUGAGCGCAUGCAUCUGUGCGAAUGGGAUCUAUAAGCGGGUUUACUGGAAUACAAAGCAACGCAUCCGAAUGCCAGGGUGGGAUGAAUGUGCUCAGUAGCUCAGAGGAUGGAGUGUUGUGACUCUGUCCCCAUCGAUGGAGCCUCUGGGCCCCACACACAACAGCCUCCCGGGUUCUGCAGAACACUGGCCCCCAGUCCAUUCUUGCUGGCCAGAGAUCAAGCCAUUCAUCGGAGCACAGCGACCAAACAGGGUGGACUAGUGGGCCAUACUGAGGAGGAGGGACUUGGGGAGAGGUAUGAAGAAAGAAUGGGGGAAAACCAGGUUGAUGAAUGUUCUACCAGUGAGAUGAUAGAAGACAAAGGUUUGAGGGGAAAGCGUGACAUAGAGGAAGAAGAUGAUGAUGUAAAACCUCUUGGAAAGAUCUUGUAUCAGAAUGAUGGCUCGGCCUAUGUGAUGGAGACAGAGAGUCAACUUCCCUGUGGAAUUCCCUCCUCCUCAUUAGGUGCCCCAACCUCCAUCAUUAGCACCUGUUACAUUUCCACUUCUCAAAGCCUUGCUCCACAUGUUUUUCAUGUCUUCCACAUGCCUCACCUCGACAAAAGUGAACGUUUAGCUCUGAUGACCCGCCAAUCCAAAGAAAAUGCUCCUGACGUGGCAGGAUUGUCAGAAACAGAGGUGACACGGUCCAAUGUAACCAAACCCGUUCUGAUGUGCUUUCCGUGUCGGCUGUCUUUUGGCCAUUCACACUCGUUUAGGGCUCAUGCUUUACGGCAACACAACAUCACCUUCAGCGAUGAAGAACUGCAUCUGCUCUCGUUUAAACACACCUCUGCCAUAUUACAGCACGUUGGGCCAGGCAACCCCCCACUCUACUGUUUCCUAGAACCAAAAAGGAAUUGUGAAUCUGUGGUGCCACUUUGCUUGGCACCACCAACCUCUGGGAAUAACGUGGAGGACACAGCGAGACGAAAAGAGAACGAAGACGCCGAGACCUCUAAACCAAGUUUCCCUCUUCUGCACUCUCCACCCAGAACCUCCCCUGCUACCUCAGUACCAAGCCCUGCCAAAGACCCCUCAACCCUGGGCAGAGAGGCCAAACAGAGAGGCAAGGAGGAUGAAAUAUGGAACAAUGGAGAAAGUAGUGAGGGAGGAGAGAGGAGAUUGUGUUUAGAGGUAGGCAGCACUGUGGAGAACAGUGCACACAGUAUUAGCAGCAGUAGCAGACAAGAGCACAAUACUGAAGCUGCUCUGUCAAACCAAAGCAUUUCAGAACCUCCAAACACUGCAACAAUAGCAACCAGCUUUAUGAACAACACCAAAACCCUUACAGACUCUGAGACAGAGUGUGGAACAAGCUUUAACUGCCACGACCCUGCACCUGCUUCCCUUGUUGUGGUAAACCCGCCCACUGUCAAUACCACAGAACAACUUGCCAACCAAGAGAGUGCCACAGCAACAGAACCAAAUGACCCGUCAGAGAAUGGUAACGCCAUAGCAAUGGAACCAACCUCUAGGUUGUCUGAUGAUGACAGACCUCCUGACACCGACCUGCUCAAUGAUCACAGUCAUUCCACACCCCCUACACCCAGUCCCACCCUCAUCCAAAGCAGUCAGUCUGUUCUUGAAGAAGGGCACUCAGACCUGGCUUCUAGAGGAAGGUUGGUAGUGGCCGGCGAAGGAGGCUUUGUCGCUGUCGGAGAUGACGUCCAAGGAUCCUAUGUUUACAGCGUGCAGGCCUCAAUGGCGCACACCAGAAACUCCUGCAAGACAUUGAAGUGUCCGAAAUGCAACUGGCACUACAAGUACCAGCAAACUUUGGAGGCGCAUAUGAAGGAGAAACACCCAGACACAGAGUCUGGGGAGUGCCCGUACUGCAUCAGCGGACAAAGCCACCCACGCUUAGCAAGAGGUGAAACUUACUCCUGAGGAUACAAGCCCUUCCGCUGCGAGGUGUGCCAGUAUUCCACCACCACCAAAGGCAACCUGAGCAUCCACAUGCAGUCAGACAAGCACCUGAACAACAUGCAGAGCUUGCAGACGCAGUCACACACACACACCCCAGCACCUCAGCCAAGUCCUUUGUCCCAUUCGCACCCUACCAUCGCUCACCCCACCCAGGCCAGCUCCCCCUCUCCAUCCAAACUUCGGGGACGCGCGUCUUGGCGGUGCGAAGUCUGCGACUAUGAAACCAACGUGGCGAGGAACCUACGUAUCCACAUGACCAGCGAGAAGCACACACACAACGUGCUUCUCUUGCAGCAGAACCUGGCACACAUGCAACGCCAGCGCAAGCACAAUGUGACCGAGCUUUAUCGCCACUGCCAACCUGAGACCAAACUGCCCGACUCUGACUCUCUUCUUUCCAGCAAUGACACCCUGACUGACUCUGCACAGAAACUGUUUGAAUGCAUUCUGUGUGACUGCUUUUCUUGUGACACUCUAGAGGAGCUAAGUCAACACUUGACCGUGCAGCGCUCGUUGCCCAACACCUAUUGGAGGAGCACAACCGGCGACACCCAUCAUUGUCGGCUUUGCCACUACGCCACGCCUCUGCGAGCUAACUUCCAGCUGCACUGCCAGACAGACAAACACAUACAGCGCUACCAGCUAGCCGCUCACCUCCAGGAGGCCAGCAGUCACCAUGGAAACCUUGAUGAAGAAGAAUGGCGUCUCAGAUGUGUUGCUGCUGGAAACCAAGCGCAGCUCAGGUGCAAUGCAUGCGACUAUGAAGCCAGUAGCUUGGAGAAACUGAAGCUUCACACCAUGAACUCCAGCCAUGAGGCCAGCAUUAGACUAUACAAGUAUUUGCAGAAGCUGGACGGAGUGGAGGCUGAAGGCGUGUGGCUGCACUGCGCGCUGUGUGAUUUCUCCACUCGCAACAGCAUUUCUUUAGUGCAGCACUCGCAUUCUUUAAGCCACCAGAGAGGGGAGGGGCUGCUCCGAAUCCAGCAAAUCCAGAACGGUCUGCAGGACGAGGAGGAGCUCGGUGCCAUCUUUACAAUACGAAAAAGCCCUGCUCAAGAAAAUGGAGAACAUAACGUGAUGGACUCUCCCACGGAGGUUACACCUAACAAGGAAGACAGACCAGGGAAAAAAUCAGCAGAAGGAUUCAUUCAGACGGAGGUGGAGAAAAGCGAGUCAUUCUUGACUCCCAAACGCCCCUCGUCUGGAUCUGGAGAGUCAGAUGAGUCGGCGUCCUGCAAACGGCCACGCGUACAAGAAGAGAUGCGGCAGUGUCCAUUCUGUCGGUUCCGUCACACAGACCUUGAGCGUUUGAGGAGUCAUGUGAUUAACCAGCAUGCAGUUCAGCCCGCUCUCCGCUGCCCGCUGUGCCAAGACACACUGCACAGUGUUGCCCUCUUGCGUACCCACCUCGCACACCUGCACAGUGUUACUGCAGACUGCACUCAGAAACUCAUCAGCACGGUGAUUGCUUCAGACGUGCUGCCUGAGAAAAUGUUUCUACCAGUGCAAAAUUCAGACACCCAGCAGACAAUGAGCGGUCUGAACGCUAAUGAAACAAAGAGAUUGGACGAGAUUUCAACAGAUGCCGAACCUGAAAGAGGUUCCACACCACAAGAAACAUCAAAACUCCGUAAGCAACCUUCAGACGAUGCAGAAUCCACAAAGGAGAACAGUGCCGCCUUUCCUUGCUGGCAGAAAGGCUGUAACAAAUUCUUUACAUCCUCAAGUGCACUCCAAACACACUUCAACCAGCUCCAUAGCCAGAAAUCUCCAACUGCAAUAUCUGACAGACACGUUUACAAAUACCGGUGCAAUCAGUGCAGUCUAGCUUUCAAAACCCCUGAAAAGUUGCAACAGCAUGCUCAGUACCAUGCUAUCAGAGCCGCCACCAUGUGCUGCCUCUGCCAACGCAGUUUUCGUACACUGCAGGCUCUUCGGAAACACCUUGAGACUAACCACACAGAGCUAAGUGAAACCCAGAUACAGCAGCUUUAUGGUGGCUUAUUGAUGAAUGGUGAGUCCCUGUUCUCUAGAGACCAAGCUUUUGGUGACGAAGAGGAAUCACCAGAUGAAACUCUGAUGAAAGAUGAUGAAGAAUGUGAAUUGGAAGAGAGACCAAGUCCUACUGACCAUGAUUUCGGUUUGGUUAAAGACAAUGCUGAAUGUGACCUCAAACCACCAGUUAUUCCACUUCGUAAAGGCCCAAAUAUCACAAUGGAGAAAUUUCUGGAUCCAUCGAGGCCUUUCAAAUGUACAGUUUGUAAGGAAUCUUUCACCCAGAAGAAUAUUCUCCUGGUUCACUAUAACUCAGUGUCACACCUGCAUAAACUUAAACGGUCUCUGCAGGACACGACAGCUGGCGUGCUAGAACCCGUUAACAGUACUGACCACAAACCAUUCAAAUGUAGCAUUUGCAAUGUUGCGUACAGCCAGAGCUCAACUUUAGAGAUUCAUAUGCGAUCUGUCCUGCACCAGACCAAAGCUCGUUCAUCCAAGAUUGAUUCAUCUAGCUCUGGCUCAGAAUCUGUUAGCCCCCAUCCUGGCAAAGCAGUGUCCAGCACCCCCGCUACUCUGAAGCCUGUGACAAAUAAUGCUGGCCUGAACCACAAACAAAACAUUGAACACAACGGUGCACCUGCAAGCACAGAUACAAGCCAACCUUCAACAUCUGAAGUCAGGAACAAGUUGGUAGACAUUAUUGAUUCAGCUACUAAACAACAUCAGAUUUCAUUACAACAACAAAAGCAGUUAGCCCAGGCUCAAGCCCACCUCCAGCAAGAGCUCCAAAAAAAGGCUGCCCUCCUUCAGUCCCACUUAUUUAAUCCAGCACUUUUACAUUCUUUUCCUAUGGCCGCAGAGGCUCUUCUUUCAGUGCAACAACAGCAGCAGUUGCUUCUUCCUUUCCUUAUUCCAGGAGGAGAGUUUCAUAUGAAUCCAGAGCUGAGUCUAAAGAGCUCUGGGCUAAACAUAAGCACAUUAAAGCCUACAGUAAAUGAGGACACGGAGUCAUCAAAAAAGAGUGACCAAACUCCCUCUAAAGACAUUGUGGAGAAUUCUGAUAUUCGUCCUGAAUUGAAUGAGCAGAAACAGUACAGUGACUCACAAUGUGAGAAAGACACAGUUGGUCAGAACAAUAAAGAAGAAUCAAAGGAGGUGGAUGAUCUGAAUAGCAAUGAAAAAACAGAAUUGAAACAGGGUGGAGAAGAGGUGUCAGGCAAUGCAAAGGCUUUAAAUUAUUUCCUUCAUCCCAGAAUAGCCCAUGAUGCACCUGGAAAUGCUUCAAGAGCUUUGCUUGAGAACAUCGGGUUUGAGUUAGUUAUGCAAUUCAAUGAAAAUAAGCCGCAAUAUCAGAAAAAUCUUUCCGAGACGUUACCAAAUGGUGUUGGAGAAAUAUCCGAUGCCAAAGAGGUGGAAAAUUCAGAGAACACGAAGAAGCUUGAGUGUGAGUCUUGCGGUAAGCUUUUUUCAAAUGUGCUGAUUCUGAAGAGCCAUAAAGAACAAAUUCAUGGUUCCAUAUUCCCCAUCAAGUCAUUGGAGAAAUUUGCUAAAGACUACAGGAAGAAAUAUGACAAACUCUUCCCCUUGACACCUACAACUACUGAGGCUUCUCCUGUGUCUUCCCCAUCUCCAUCACCCCCUGCUCCUCCUACUUCAGUACAGCAGCCACAACAACCACCAGUGCAGCCAAUUAUAUCUGCCUCUACACUCAGUGCUUCUCCUGCGACUGUCUCCAUUCCCCAAAUUAAAGCUCCAUUAGCACCAAUUCCUCUACCUAUGGAACUGCCACUCUUCCCUCCGCUUCUGAUGCCUCCAUUACCUUUGCAGGCUUUGACUCCUCAGGUCCCCGUUCAUCUGCCCCCAGUGGAAGCUGGCCAGACACUUGAUUUGACUCAGCUCUAUCAACAGCAGUUAACUCCAGCCAUGUUACAGCAACAAAAUAAAAGACCUCGAACCAGAAUCACAGAUGACCAGCUGAGAGUCCUGCGCCAGUAUUUUGAUAUAAACAACUCCCCAAAUGAAGACCAGAUCCAUGAGAUGGCCGACAAAUCUGGCCUGCCACAUAAAGUCAUAAAGCACUGGUUUAGAAACACUCUAUUUAAAGAACGCCAGCGCAACAAGGAUUCUCCGUACAAUUUUAGUAACCCUCCCAUCACAACACUGGAAGAGGUAGAUAUGGAGUCAAAGCCCCCCUCUCCUGAUCCACCAAGGCAAGAGUGUUAUGGAGGGAGGAGAUCUUCAAGAACCAGAUUUACAGAUUACCAGCUUAGAGUACUGCAGGAUUUCUUUGAUGCCAAUGCAUACCCCAAAGAUGAUGAAUUUGAGCAGCUCUCUUACCUUCUCAAUCUUUCCACUCGUGUCAUUGUGGUGUGGUUUCAAAAUGCUCGCCAAAAAGCCAGAAAGAACUAUGAGAACCAAGGAGAGGAAGUGAAGGAUAGUGAACAUCGAGAUCUAUCCAAUGACCGCUACUUUAGAAAUUCCAACAGCAGUUACCAGUGUAAAAAAUGCAGCAUGGUAUUUCAGCGCAUUAUUGAUCUAAUUAAUCAUCAGAAAAAGCACUGUUACAAAGAUGAGGAUGAGGAAAUGCAGGAUGACCUAAAUGAAACCAUGGUGGAUUUUAAGAUUGAGUGUCAUAGUCCAACAUCUGGACCCUCAUGUUUAACACAAGCAAGCACCUCAUCAAGCCCCUCCAGUUCAUCUGUGUCAAACACUAAUGUUAAGUCCACUGAUUAUGAGCAUUUGCAAACAAAUAAUUCAACUGGAGAGCUCAAACAAACAAGUGAAGCAUCGUCUGACCUUAAACAGGCUGCAAGUGAAGAUUUAGAGAGCAGCAUGCAGAAGCUAGAGACUAACUGUGAAGAAAAACAAAACGCAAGCGCAGAGAUUCACACUCCAUCCCCUCCUAAACAAGAAAAGCUUUCCUGUACAUCUCAAACAAACCCAGUUCCAUCACAGAGCUCCCAAAAAAUGUUUAGUCCUUCAGAGAUUUCUUCAUCCGAACAACAACAACAGAAGCCUCCCCAAGAAAUUUGCCCUUACUAUUGUAUCCAGUGUAAAUUGAGCUUCCCAUCUUUUGAACAUUGGCAAGAGCACCAGCAAAUGCACUUCCUUACUCAGAGCUAUUUUCCUACCCCACAGUUCAUGGAUUGUCCUGUAGAUAUGCCUCUUAUGCUGUUUGAUCCUACUAAUCCCCUACUGGCAAGGCAUCUGCUUUCAGGUACAAUUCCUCAGAUGGCAGUAAACCCACCUGCAAUGACCACCAUUCCUGAUUCGACCAUAAACUCGCUGAAAAGGAAACUCGAAGAGAAAGCAGGAUGCAGUUCCAUGGAAAAUGAUUGGGAAAAUAACGGGGAUGAACCCCAGCGAGACAAGCGCAUGAGGACCACCAUUACACCAGAGCAGCUGGAGGUAUUAUAUCAGAAAUAUCUUCUAGACUCCAAUCCAACACGCAAGAUGCUUGACCAUAUCUCUAAUGAGGUGGGUCUUAAGAAAAGAGUAGUUCAGGUCUGGUUCCAGAAUACCCGAGCACGUGAGAGGAAAGGUCAGUUUCGGGCUCUGGGUCCAACUCAAAUCCAUCGCCGCUGCCCAUUUUGCAGAGCUUUGUUUAAGGCACAGACUGCUCUCGCUGCCCACAUACGUUCACGUCACUGGCAUGAAGCACGAAAUACAGGCUUUGGUUUGGCGAUGUCUAGAAUGACUCAAGAUCAAGAAAGUUCUUAUAUCAAAGCUGAUUCGUUUGAUUUUGGUAAUUAUUCCCAGUUUUCAAACACACUUGAUCAUCCAGAUUCUCCAAUGAGUAAAAGUAUGGACAAGUCCUCACAUCAGCAGCGUCUGAGCCCAAAGUCUUUGAAGAGUGAGGGAAUAGGAGAUUUUGAGAACCCUUCCAUGUCAGUCUGUAAGACUUUUGAACAAAGCAAGAUGAAUAACUGUGAACCUACCGCCAACAUGACCCAUGACCAUUCAGUUGAUGAAGGAAAUGACUCUCUAGAUGGGAAACAUGGCGGUGUUGACCAAAUGUCAUCCAACACCGAAAGAGAGGUUUCUUCAGAAAAUGAUGAAAAGAUGUCUUCUGGACUAGUUAGUCCAGCAAUAAGUUUUAAUGCUAAAGAUUUUGACAAUGAUUUAGUCUUGGAUUAUAGUGAGAAUUCCAGUCUGGCUGAUCCAGCUUCACCAUGCCCUGGUAGUUCCAACAGUUUUGACAAUGGUCAUAAACGCUACCGUACUCAAAUGACCAACCUGCAGGUGAAAAUACUCAAAGCCUGUUUUAGUGACUAUAAAACCCCAACUAUGCUCGAGUGUGAAGCCUUAGGCAAUGACAUUGGUCUUCCCAAGAGAGUGGUUCAGGUGUGGUUUCAGAAUGCUCGAGCCAAGGGGAAGAAGGCCAAGCUGAGCCUUGCCAAGCAGUUUGGUACAGAGAGUACCUCUAUUGACCGACCUAAAAAAGAAUGCACGCUGUGCUCUGUCAAAUACAGCGGGUGCUUGUCUGUUCGUGACCAUGUCUUCUCCCAGCAACACCUUGCUAAAGUUAAGGAGGCCCUGGGUGGCCAGAUGGAGAGGGACAAGGAGUAUUUGUGCUCGGUAUCUGCCCGCCAGUUAAUGCCUCAGCAAGAGGUUGAUCAGAUAAAAAAGGCAAGUGAUAUUCUUGGACUUAACCAAACUGGACUUCAAAGCCAGUCAUCUGUGUACUCAAUACCUGCAAGCAUACCAGGUGGCAGCAACACCAUGGUCACCAUUAAAACAGGUGCCAGUGAGCCAGCCUCAAAGUCCUCUUCUGCCAUAUCAGCUAUGGAUGACAAACAUGUAGUUAGCACAACCAACUCUGUCUUGACCCCAAAGACCACACAACAAGACCUGCUCCAGUUUCCCAAAGAAAAUGAUACUGAGAGUAAAAAGAUUCCCACAAACAAGCUUGACACCACUCCCCAAUCAAACUCCUCUUGCUGUAUAGAGAAGCCAGACUCUCCCAGACCAGAAGUAUCUGUUCCAAAUACUGCAAGGGAAUAUGCCAUGGAUCCAAGUCAACUACAAGCUCUACAUGCAGCAAUGAAAUCUGAACAAGCUGCUCUGCUCCCUAGUCCCCUCUUGCCCUAUAUGAUGCCUGGCUUUACUCCAAUUUUUUCUCCCCAUAUCCCUACACCAAUGUCUAGUGGGCUCCUGCAGCCCAUGUUUGGCAUAGAGAGCAUGUUCUCAUAUGGUACAGUCUUGCCACAGGCUCUCAUGGGGCUGUCUCCAAGCUCCCUUCUCCAGCAAUAUCAACAGAAUCUGCAGGGUGCAUUGAUGCAACAAAGACUGCAGCUGCAACAGUUGCAGCAAACUGAGAAACCAAAAUCUAGCCAGAUCUCUGCUCACCUUCAUGCAGAGGACACCAGAGGACCUGUCCUGGAUUCAACCAAACGUGACAAGAAACAAGGCACUCCCAAUGACACACAUUCCCCGUCUGUAAACACUAAACAGCCACAACUGGAUGAUAAUGUUCUUCAAAGUCACUGUAUUGUCUCCAAAGCAGCAUGUGGAGGGGAGGGCAAAGAUGGUCAACCGUAUGACUGCCUUGCUUGUGAGGUGUCUUUCACUGGGGACGCAGGGCUCAUCAUGCACCUGGAGAACCCUCAGCAUAGACAAAGAGUGGCAGAGAGACUGAAUUCCAAAGAGCAUGCUUCUCCUGAAUUACCUCACGUCAGUCCCUCAUCUACCUCUCAGCCAGACCCACCCGGUGAACAGAGAUCCUCUUCAACUGCCCCGUCUGUUUUAGAGACUCCCUCUGGAAGUUCGUCUGAUACGCGACUUCCCCAAAGCUCGAUUUCAGCUUUACCCGAGACAACCCAAAGCUCAACGGCUUCUCUCUCGUAUCACAUUGUUUCGCCUUCAAGUGUUACCUCAAGCCUGACAAGCCUCGCAAAGACUUGUCACAUGAAACCUGCAGACUCUGCAGAUGGGUGUUGCGACGAGUCGUAGGAGGGACAAGACUCAACGUAAUAUAUCGGAGCAAGAGGUUUAUGUGGUUUUUAUGGCUGGGCACGCCUCAGAGGAAACUUCACAAGAAAGCAGGUGGAAAGUAAAAUAUAAAUGCCUCCACUUUAGAUUACAUUGGAGGGAAGACAUGAACCACACCUAGUUUGACAGACUGUUUUAAAGGACUGAAUCCUGUUGGAUCCGACUUGCAUUUGCCAGUGCUUGUAACCAAAAACAAGUGUCAGUAGAAUGUUUUUCCAUUUCAAUAUGCUGGUUUUUACCUAAAACUUGAGUAUAUGUAGAACUGUUUGGAAACUAAAGGGUGCACAGCUAAAGACUGGUGAAGAACCUAAGAUGGUUUCAUAAUGACCUAACUAACCAAAAGUCUGUUUAUAACAUAGGCGUUUUAACAGACCCUCACAAAACACCCACACUAUUUUUUGCCCUGUUACGUGUUAAAAUAUUAUAUUGUUGGCAUAAUGAAGUGAUGUAAUGUAUUUUGAUGUUGUCUUCUCUCAGGUCAACAGCUCUCAAUUUUGUUCUGUUGCAAGACAUACCAAUAGAAAAUAUAUGAAGCCCAAAAGAAAACGUGUAAUGAAUGAAAAUUUACCUAAAAUUGCUUAUAGAUGUUUUUUCUUAAAUGGACAUUGAAUUGUCCAGACACAAAGCAGACCGUUGUAAAUUGUGGACGAGAAUGAUUUAGUUUUUCUUUCUUUUCGAAAAAUGACAAAAAACAUUGUGUUAAUGAUAGAUACAUGUAUGAACAUUUUGGUGUUGCGUAGAUUGUUGAGUUCAAAUGACUUAAUUGUACGUUAGGUUUAAAACAAACGACUUGUAUAUUUAACUUUUGUAUUGUCCCAGUCAAAGACACUUGAGGCUGUUUAGCCGUGCUCAUGUUAAAACAUAGCAUUUACCCUCUAAUGCUGUUGAAAACUCUCACUGUACGACCGACCUCCUCUCCUGCACUGAGCCAAGUUCAAAGACCCUAUCUGUGUAUGAAUUAGAUGGAUGCGCAUCUAUGAGAUAUUUUCUAGUUUUGUUGUCUUUUAAACGAAACAUUUCAAUUGUGCACUUAUUUUCUUUUCUUCUUUUUGUUUGCCUUCGAUACUGUUAUUUCACUUUUAAGACGGUAGUACUUCAUUUUCGUCACUACGGGGUUUAUUAUUUCUUUAACAUUUCUGCACUUGCCAUGAAUACCAAUAACAAUGUCAAUAUUAUGAAACAAUAAUAAUAACUUGCAGUAUUGCUUUAAAGGAAAAUCCAAAGAUAACGUAGUCUUACCAUUGGUGCAUACAAAGGAUUGAAAAAACUUUAUACUUGAGAAAAUAUUACUGUUUUUAAGGAAUGGAAACUUUUUAGAUGAUGGAGCCAGCUACAAGAAUACUGUUUUAGCUAACUUAUGAGAACGUUUGUGACCUCAUAUAUGAACCAACCAGAGAACCAAAAAGAAAAGCAGAAAAACAAAACGCGGAAGAUAUGGGACAGCACUGCUGUGCAGUCAUUGUAGUUUGUAUUAUAGAGGUGGAGAUCACACAGUUUGCUUCUCUAUGUCUGGUCUUUACUUUUCGUCCCGUUGGAUUUCUUUUCGUACCGUUUGUUCUACUAAAUGUAUUGGGUCUAAUUGUCGAGGAUAUAGAGUGUGCUGCUAAUGUAGGUUUGUACUAAGAUGCAUGCUUGAUUUUGCUUUUCGCCGAAGCUUUAAUGACGACCGUCAGUAGCCACAAGCCCAUCCUCGUGUCACUGCAGCUCUGUCCACACAUGACUGAAGACUGUGAUUUCCAUGAACUACGUUAUGUCCUUCUAGCCAACCAAUGAUGUUAUAUUUAUACAAAGUUUGCAUUCCAAAUAUCACAUUGUCAUUUCAAUUGUCUGUUUUUGUUUUAAUUGUAUUCUGCUUCGAAGGGGACUGCGUAACGUAUGCUCUCACUUCUGUUGUGUGAGACUGUGUUACUCUACGUGUUCCUGGAAAUGUUAUUACCGUAGCGAUCGCCAAAUAAUGUAUGUUCAUGAUGCACUUGGGUUUAUUCAUGUGACUCACUGGGCUAAUGUCUCCCGUUCUCUUAUAUACAAGCAUUCAAAG